This is a messenger RNA of Suncus etruscus (white-toothed pygmy shrew), 1388 nucleotides long. RefSeq names its product EEF1A lysine methyltransferase 2 (gene EEF1AKMT2). The record is from RefSeq and is a predicted model, not a curated record. Lineage: Eukaryota; Metazoa; Chordata; Mammalia; Eulipotyphla; Soricidae. The transcript has 6 exons. Gene Ontology annotation, biological process: peptidyl-lysine monomethylation; peptidyl-lysine dimethylation. Bases 1 to 711 code for a protein of 236 amino acids. Gene Ontology annotation, cellular component: cytoplasm. Gene Ontology annotation, molecular function: protein-lysine N-methyltransferase activity.
AUGGCUGCCCUGCCCGACGGCCGCCGGGACUCGGGGGGCGCGGCGCGGCCCGGACGCGGCAGCCCCGGGGCGGACGGCUUUGCUCCGUCGGCGCUGGGCACCCGCGAGCACUGGGAUGUUGUGUACGAGAGAGAGCUUCAGACUUUCCGAGAAUAUGGAGACAGCGGAGAAAUCUGGUUCGGAGAGGAGAGUAUGACUCGACUAAUACGGUGGUUGCAGAGGAACAAGAUUCCAUUGGAUGCUGCUGUACUUGAUAUUGGAACCGGAAAUGGUGCUCUUCUGGUUGAACUGGCAAAAUUGGGUUUUUCAAACAUUACUGGAAUCGAUUACUCAUCUGCAGCCAUACAGCUUUCUGGAAGUAUCAUAGAGAAAGCAGGCUUAUCUAACAUUAUGUUGAAGGUAGAAGACUUUUUGAAUCUCUCUACAAGUCUGCGUGGCUUCCAGAUUUGCAUCGACAAAGGUACAUUUGAUGCUGUCAGCCUGAGCCCUGAUGAUGCUUCGGAGAAGCGGAAGCAGUACCUGAGCUCACUGGCUUGCGCCCUGCAGACAGGAGGUUUUUUCCUGAUAACCUCGUGCAAUUGGACCAAGGAAGAGCUGCUGACUGAAUUCAGCAAUGGAUUUGAGCUUUUCGAAGAGCUGCCAACGCCCAGGUUCAGUUUUGGGGGCAGAUCUGGGAACAGCGUCACAGCCUUGGUUUUCCGGAAAGUGUGAGACCCACUGGGCUACUUCAUCCUGUUUCAUUCUCUAUCACGAGGGACCUACUACAGCUAGUGGCAGGUGCCACCUGCCCAGUGAGUACUCAGAAGGCAGCAUCUGAACCAGAUGAUGUGUCUUAUGAUAGUAAUUGGGACCGAAGCUAUAGCACACUGGGGAGGGUGCUUGCCUUGCAUGUGGCCUAAUCUGGAUUCAAUCCUCGGCUUCCCAUAUGGUCACCCAAACACCGCCAGGAAUGACCUCUGAGCACAGAGCCCGAAUUAAUCCCUGAGCACUGCCACGUGUGACCCAAAAAACAACAACAACAACAAUAAUAUGCAUUUAAUUGAUCAGGUUUUAGAAUCAACCUGAAUAAUUUAAAUUUUCUUUUGUACUGAAAAAUGUGUUUUUCAUUUUCUUUUUAAAACAACAUCCUGUAGGGGCUGGAGUGAUAGCCCAGUGGUAGGGCAUUUGCCUUGCAUGCAGCUGUCCAGGACGGAUCUGUUUGAUCUCCAACGUCCCAUAUGGUCCCCUAAGCCAGGAGUGAUUUCUGGGCAUAUAGUCAGAAGUAACCCCAAAGAGUCACUGGGUGUGGCCCAAUCCUGCUCCCCCACCAAAAAAAAAAAAUACAAAAACAUCCUGUAACUGUUGGAGAGUUAGAGCCACUCAUGAAUUGACAGCGAGUGAGCAAAUUC